CGCUUCUGCAGCUAGAGCUCUGAGGACGCACCCCCGAGGAAACACCAGGGAAUGCGUUGCCCGAGGUGCCUGGAGGAGGAGGGGAGGAGGGCUGCGCGGCGCAGGGGCAGCGGGAAGGGGGAGUGGAUACUCCCCGCCCCGCCGCGGGGCCCAGCCUGGCGUCGCGCGGCCGCCGUUUCCAGGCGACGCCGAACGCGGGCGCUGGGUGGCCUGCGGCGGGCAGACUGAGCCCGACCUCGGAGGGCGCGGGGCCGCUGGACCGGGGUGGCAUGGAGGACGACGAAGAGGAGGAGAUCACCGCCGCCACGCUGCGGGGCAAGCCCCGGCCGCCGCCUCUCUCGGCGCUGUCCGNCGGGGACCAAGGCUGGGGAGAAGGCCAGGGGCCGGUACAUGCUAGUGGUGGAGUCGUAGAAGCGGGAGGGUCAAGUGCCUUGGUCAAGGAGGGAUCUGUAGGAAAUGCAGAAAGAGAGCCACGAAGAUGUCCCCGCCUCGCUGGGGCUCUCGGGGACCUGCUCUGGUCGUCGAGGGUCUGCUCUGGGGUGACGUUCCCAAGCGCAUACUCAGUGCAGACAGCAAACUGCACAUCUCCACUGUCCAUCAGGCAGAAGCCUGGCUUCCAAGGUCCACGAGGAUUUCCGUGGCUCAGCCGUCCGGUGAACCCAUGCCUGUCUUUCUCUUUUCAUUCCCAGACAGGAAUCAUUUCCCUGUACGACUGUGUUUUUCACAAGAGCCCAGGCUACAAUCAGAAAUUGCACCGAGAUGAUAGAGAACAUGCAAAAAGCCUGGGACUUCACGUGAAUGAGGAGGUAAUGUGAAGACAGGCUGUUGACAAAGUGUGAACACAUGAGCUGUGUGCGUGGCUCCGACUCCCGCGGGUGGCCCUCCUCUCCUGCGCUGCCUCUGGGGCUGAGACUCAGCCGCUACCAGCUCCCUCUCUCCUGUCCUGUUCUGUGGAUUUGUUUGUAUGACUCUGUUGGUUAGUUUAGUUAACAACUUAAUGAAGGCAAAACUAAGAAGUUCUUUUCAACAGAUAAAGGUUUUUGCUUAGCUUCGGAGUCCUGGCUGUCACGGUUCUCCCACGGACCCCAGCAGCAGCGGUAGGACCACACCUGCAAGAAUAACGUCUCUAGCUUAGGUUCCAGCCUCAAAUCUGCGCGUACAGGGCAGCUCCUCCCCUAGGUCUGCACGAUUUUUCAGAAGGGAGAGCUCUGCCUGAGAUUGGCUGCACAGCGGUGUGAGCAGAGGGAGCACAGCUCCCAGUCCCCAGGGAGAGGAGGUCGGCGUCCCAGCAGGUGUCGCGUGCGAGGAGGCUGUGUGUCUCCUUAGCAGGGAGACCCUCCUGAUGCCUUUCCACACUCGGGACACUGCACGGAGUCUGGUCUGAGGACAGUAUGUUUGUUAAGAGGCAGGUGCUGAGUAAAUAUAAUCUUUUCUACAAUGCACAGAGGUCGGAACGUAAGAGCCUCUGCUGAGAUAACUUUCUCGGUCAGCGGAUUUGUCCCCCGUGGCUGCUAUUGUUAAGAAUGCCGCCAUGUCACUUCCAGGGAAACUUUAUUUCGAUGGGACAUUAAGUGGUGAACUAUGAGGUAUUACUACUUAAGUCACAGACAUUAGGUGUUCUCCUAUUGUUUGUUUAUGUGAAUUCAUUCCAAGUUGGCAGUGACUUGGCUAGUGCUAUCCUGUCAUAAGAACACGCCUGCACACCUGUAUCCAGCCCCAGAUUCUGAGUGCCUCCCAUGUGCACUGAGCAGAGAAGGGGUGAGAAAGAAGUCCCUGUCCUCUUAGAGCUGACAUUCCUACGAGGAACUAGAAAACUAAACGUCCUAGAUAUAGGGAGCUGAAUUCCAGGUAGUGGUAAGUGGUACACAGAGAAAUAAAGCUUUUUAAGAGGACGGGGAAAG
Molecule: messenger RNA, 1901 nt
Organism: Ailuropoda melanoleuca (giant panda)
Lineage: Eukaryota; Metazoa; Chordata; Mammalia; Carnivora; Ursidae
Gene: CFAP90
Product: cilia and flagella associated protein 90
Exons: 2
Coding region: 270-815 (181 amino acids)
Source: RefSeq, a predicted model, not a curated record